Myxocyprinus asiaticus (Chinese sucker) is the source of this 9654-nucleotide messenger RNA. RefSeq names its product ATP-binding cassette sub-family D member 1. Lineage: Eukaryota; Metazoa; Chordata; Actinopteri; Cypriniformes; Catostomidae. Gene Ontology annotation, biological process: very long-chain fatty acid catabolic process; fatty acid beta-oxidation; long-chain fatty acid import into peroxisome. The coding region runs from base 1049 to 3328 and encodes 759 amino acids. The transcript has 10 exons. The record is from RefSeq and is a predicted model, not a curated record. Gene Ontology annotation, molecular function: ABC-type transporter activity; ATP binding; long-chain fatty acid transmembrane transporter activity. Gene Ontology annotation, cellular component: peroxisomal membrane.
UCUAUACAGUAAAACCCGGUGCAGCUGACAGCGAUUCACGCAUAGACUCAAUCAAUUACACCGGCGGCUUUCAUACUGCAUUUGGAGCGUUUGGGGGUUAUAAGUGAUAAAGACUGCAUGUGCUCAUCAUGAUGGGGGUCUGUCACGUUUCACAUCUUGAUCUGUAGAUUAGAGGAACAGGGCAAAAGUUCCGACCGAGGAAGUUGAACUGAAGUCCAUGUUAGCCAACAGCGCUAGCUCAGCUCAAACGACACUUAUUUGAUAUUUACAUGCUGUUUAAUUCACUAUAGUGGAUAUGUAAAGGUGUAAAUAGUGUUUAUAGCUACUUGCAUUGAGUUUUUGUGUCGCACAGUUCGUUUUUUACUUAAGUGAGUUUAUUAGCUUGACAUUUGCUAGCUGUUACUUUGAACUACCUCUUCUGUCAGGUCGAAAGUUUGCGAAAUUAUUUACCAUAGCGUGUUUUACGUUAGUUUACGCACAAAAUAUUAACAUAACAUUGCUCUUUGCCUUUAUCUAAAGGAGUAGGAAUCUAAAGGUAUUGCUCAGGAGACAUGUUAACUUUCUCUCAGAUGUUUCACCUAAAAUUCCUUAGCAGGAACAAAAAUAGAAAAUACAUUAUUGACCUAUAGAAACAGUGUAGAGCUAUAAAAUUAAUGUGGAUAGCAUAGCUCAAAUCAUUUGUUCUUGGACAAAUUUGACGAGAAAGAUUUAUAUUGAGUUCUCUGACUUUUCAUAGCAUACUUUGAUACCUUUGCAAAUCUGAGAACAGUUUGGGACAUUGUUGAGACCUCUACCGAAACUCUUGAGGAGGCACGUGUGAGAUUACUCAAGAUAUUACUCUGCUGUCUCAGAAACAUUUUAGAUUUCCUAUGAAUUGACCAACACGAAAAAAGUUUAGUUUGACAUGCGGUCAGUUUGCAUAAAUUGAAAUUGAAAUCGUUUAUAGGCCUUUUCAAUUAGUUUACAUGAAUAAAUGUUAAUAUAGCUGUGUACAUUAGAGAUAUCUACUUUCCAGUAACUUUUGUCAGUAUCAGUAAGCUCAAUCAAAAUGUCUGUGUACUCAAAAUUGCCCUCCCAGCUCAAGAAACCCCUUGCGAGAAAGAUGGUUCUCCUCCUGGUCGCUCUAUACGGGGCGAAGAAACUUUCCCCUUAUGUAUAUGGCAGGCUUAAAGGAAUGACUAGUAAACAGGUUAAUGACUCUGACCCGGUUACCUCCAAAGGAGAAUCCCAAGACGUUGCAGAGAGCAGAAAAAAGAAAAACUCCCCAGCUGUGAACCGUGAAUUCUUGGAGAGAUUGAGCCAUCUCUUGAAAAUCCUCUUUCCUCGUUUUUUCUGCAAAGAACUCAGCCUUCUUGGCUUCCACUCUCUCGCCCUCAUUUCACGCACCUUUCUGUCCAUUUACGUGGCCAACUUGGAUGGGAAAAUUGUGAAAACCAUUGUGAAGAAAGACCCCAGGGCGUUUGUGGUGGAGUUAACCAAGUGGCUGCUCAUUGCCAUUCCUGCCACGUUUGUGAACAGUGCCAUCCGUUACCUGGAAGGUCAGCUCUCCCUUGCCUUCCGCACCAGGCUGGUCACCCAUGCCUACAUGCUAUAUUUCAGUGACCAGACGUACUAUCGUGUCAGCAACAUGGAUGGUAGAUUGGCAAACCCUGACCAGUCCUUGACAGAAGAUAUGGUCAUGUUUGCUGGCUCUGUGGCUCAUCUGUACUCAAACCUAACCAAACCUAUUCUCGACGUGGUGGUCACCUGUUACACGCUCAUAAAAGCUGCUGAGUCCAAAGGUGCCAACACCACAUGGCCCUCCAUCAUAGCUGGCAUAGUGGUGGCACUUACUGCCAAGGUUCUGAGAGCGUUCUCGCCCCGCUUUGGUAAACUGGUGGCUGAGGAGGCCAGGAGGAAAGGGGACCUGAGAUACAUGCAUUCACGUAUUAUCGCCAAUUCAGAAGAGAUCGCCUUCUAUGGGGGACAUAAGAUCGAGAUGCUGCAGCUGCAGCGGAGCUACAGCUCGCUGUCCGAGCAAAUUAACCUGAUCCUGUUCAAGAGAUUGUGGUAUGUCAUGCUGGAGCAGUUCCUGAUGAAAUAUCUCUGGAGCGCAUCGGGCCUGGUUAUGGUUGCUGUGCCCAUCAUCACUGCCACCGGAUACUCUAAAUAUGAUUCAGAGGAUGUGAAGCAAGCAGCCCUGGUGAUGAAAGAAGAGGACUUGGUGAGUGAACGCACACAGGCCUUCACCACAGCCCGAAACCUUCUGAACGCUGGAGCUGACGCUGUGGAGAGAAUCAUGAGCUCCUACAAAGAGGUCACAGAACUGGCUGGAUAUACGGCCCGUGUCUAUGAGAUGUUCGAGGUGUUUGAGGAUGUGCGUGUCGGGGUGUACCGCCGCUCAGCUGUUGAGGUGAAGCCGGAGGAGAUGGGGGCGGCUCAGGAGGUGAAACAUGGCAUGAGAGUGGAAGGACCGCUCCAGAUCAGAGGUCAAGUGGUCGAUGUGGAACAGGGCAUCAAAUGUGAGAAUCUGCCCAUUAUAACCCCUACUGGUGAUGUGGUGGUUUCCUGUCUAAACAUCCAGGUUGAUGAAGGAAUGCAUCUGCUCAUCACAGGACCAAACGGUUGUGGAAAAAGCUCUCUGUUCAGAAUCCUAAGCGGUCUGUGGCCUGUCUACAGUGGAGUUCUCUACAAGCCUUCACCUGAACACAUGUUUUAUAUACCUCAACGGCCAUACAUGUCGGUGGGAACACUGCGAGAUCAGGUUAUCUAUCCUCACUCUGUUCAAGAGAUGCAGGAGAAAAACGUCACUGACCAGCAACUGGAGGACAUCCUUAAAACUGUGAACCUCUGCUACAUCCUGGAGAGAGAGGGAGGAUGGGAUGCUGUGAGCGAUUGGAAGGACGUGUUGUCUGGAGGAGAAAAGCAGAGGAUGGGAAUGGCCAGGAUGUUUUACCACAAACCUAAAUACGCCCUGCUGGAUGAGUGCACGAGUGCUGUGAGUAUUGAUGUGGAGGGCAAAAUCUUUGAAGCAGCAAAGGAUGCUGGGAUUGCGCUUCUCUCUAUUACACAUCGUCCGUCUCUCUGGAAGUACCACUCCCACUUGCUGCAGUUUGACGGUGAGGGCGGCUGGCACUUUGAGAAGCUGGACGCCUCCACGCGGCUCUCCCUGCAAGAUGAGAAGCUCCGACUCGAGACCCAGCUCUCGGGAAUUCCAAAGAUGCAACAGCGCCUGGCAGAGCUGUGCCACAUUCUGGGGGAGGACAGCAGCCUGCCGAACCCAGGGGAGGACGAGGAGAAUGAGAGAGAUGUAAUGUCUGCUGGAAAAGACAAAGACCUUACAGAGUGAUUUGCAGACAGAUGACAGAUGUGUUCAAGGCCAGGUGUGUGUGUUUGUGUGUGCGCAUAAGAGCUGGGCGAUAUAGCUAUAAAAUGAGAAAAAAUCUCUAUAGUUUACAGCCUAUUAACGAUUUUCAAAAUAUACAUUAGAUAUACAGUAUUUGCUCUGAAAUUGCUUAAUGGUGUUUGUUUUUUUUAAUCAGAGGAACCAUAAUUUCAACUAAACAGUCAUUGUUGCCUACUAAAUGGAAAUUGCUAAAUUUAAAAAGUUAAAUAAAGUUACUAGUUAAAUAUAAUAAAAAAGCAUGUUUUCCACACUGUUAUACUAAGUGACAACAAAGAAGAAUGUUAUAUUUACAAAUAUCACAAUAAACGGUAAUAUUUACUUAUAUAUUGUAUAUUCUCACUAAAGCAUUUAUCACGUUAAAAACGGCAUGUGGAAACUUCCGUGAACGUUUUGGAGCGAUGACCCAAAAUAGUCCGAGUUGUUUUGAACUGAUUCACUUAAAACGACAGUUUGAGCUGAUUCACGGAAAUAAAUCAAACUUGGCUAACAAAGUUUUUUUUGAUACUUAACCCUUUAAGCUCGGAUGGGCUGCAGAGAAAAAAAUUAUCAAAAUAUUAAUAACUACUUUACAGAGUUGACCAACACAAAAUAGGUGUUGCUUUAAAGCUUAAAAGCUGUACUUUACAAUGCAUAUAGGCAUUUUGACCAACACUGAUCAAGUGCUUUGAAAUUGCACUUGUUCAUUGUUCCAUUUUGAUCAUUUAUUUAAAAUUUUGCACUGUACAUAUUAGUGUUGUCAAAAGUACCGGUACUUCGGUACCAAGUUGAUACCAAAAUAAAAAAGAUGCAACGGUACCAGUUUUUCUGCAGUAUCGGUAGUACCGAGCACCGACUCAAUCCGGUACCAGUGUGCAUUAUGACUGACACACGACAGCUUUAAAAUGCUCACAGGCUUAUUUUGAAUGCAUGCUCUGUUAAUCCUUUUACACUGAAAUGGACAGUUAAUCAAUUGUGACAUGUCCUAGUGUGAUUUAUUAAACCGCUAAAGGCUGCAAUCUUAGUGUGGAUGAGAAAAAAUUGUUGUUUGUGAUGACAGAGCAGAACACUAAUCUGCUGUGAACCAUGCAACACAUGUAAACUAUAUAUUUAUAUAAUUAAAUCACAGCAUUUGUGCUCUCAUCUCAACUCAAACUUUAUUUAUCGCAUUUAAAACAACAGAGUUGACCAAAGUGCUUCACAGUAAUAAAAUUUAAAACAAAACAUUUCAAAAUUUGAAUAAAAAUAUAUUACAACUGUAUAGUAAAAUGUAAUAUUCACUGUAAUAAUAAUAAUUAAAAUAUCACAAGCAAGACAGCUGUUGAAUAAAAUUUGGCACAACAAAAAAAUAUGCAAUGACAAAGUGUUAAGUUUUAAGAAUUGAUUGAUUAGACACCAUUUUGAUUAUGAAAUUAAAUUAAACUUUGAAAAAUGUUCUGGGAAGUUCUGGAAAAUAAUAAUAAUAAUUACUAUAUUAAAAUAAUUAUGAAAUAAUUAAUAAUGACUAAACUGGUGUGUUCAGUAGCACAUUAUCAUAUUAGCAAAUUGGUAUCGAGAACCGUGAAAUUUCACUGGUAUCGGUACCAACUACUGAAAUUUUGCUACUGUGACAACACUAGUACAUAUUAUUGUAAACGGUAAAAACAUCAAACUCAUCAAAUAGCCAUGUGUCAUAAGUCAAUGGAAAGCUCUCAAAGAGUAGAAUACAACCAGCCCAUUUGUUUUACUCAGACAAAAAUAUUGCAAGUAAUAUCUAAGUAUAUGUCUUUGACAUUUUGACAUUACAUGUAAACAGGUGUUGCUAAAAGCUGCUUUUUCGCUUAUAACUUCACAAAAUAUAAACAGAACAUACAAUAUCACAUACCAUUACUUAGAGAAGGAGAUUCCCAUUAAAACGGGCCCAUGCACAAAGUAAUCGGAUGCAUAGAUCAUUAGAUAAUCCACAUGAAGCACAAUGUGCAUACAGCACAAUGUGCUAUCUAAAAACACGUUAGUUUUCCUGGAUCAGAUGACUUCAUCGGAAAUUAUGUAGUACAUUGUCCAUCGUCAUGGAACACUAAACCAAUCGUAUUAGGAUUCAGAUCGCUGCAACCAGAGUUGGAAGUCAUCCAAAUAUGGGCAGAGAGGAUUAUUCACUCUAAUUAAAUAUGGCCACAAGGAGAUGGUGCCAAGUACAUGACACAGACUCAAUAAUGACUCAAAUGACACAGAAUGGAACUGAAUGAGGUAUCUUUACUCAUGCCUGCAUGCAGUGGAGAGAGAGCAUACCUUUAGACAUUGUGUAAUUAGUUCUUAUGUACAAUUAUUAUGUUUUAUUUGUUUGGAGAGGCUUUUGAACACUUGGAGACGUUUUUUUGGACACUAGGAUAAAUUCUUUUUGUAAUGGAAUAGCUUUUGAUUGCUUUGUAUCAACGCAAAAUUUUACUCAGUUACAGGUGACAUGAUUGGGAACAAAACAGUUUUUCUGAGCUACCUUAUUUACACCCUGAGAUAUUAAAUGCCAAAUCAGAAAAAUAAGAAAAAAAGAAAUUUUUUGGCUCAAGAAAGUCUCAGUUUAUCAUAAUCUAUAUCAUAAAAACAUGUGAAAAAUUUUCUUUAAAAUAAUACCAAAUAAUUGACCCUCUUGAGUUUUUUUUUUUUUUUUUUUUUUUUUUUGUAGAGUUAUAAGUCUUUAAUUUUGGGCAUGCCACUAAAACAGGAAAUCUUUAAAAACACCUUCAGAGCUUAAAGGGUUAAGUAAUAGCUAAGUAUAUGUCUUAGACAUUUUGACAUUACAUACAGGUAAGAGAUGCUAUUAAAACAUCUGACUUGAUGCUCUCUUAUGACAAUUGCAGAACUUGUCUUUAGGAAACUGGAUGGCUGAUUAAAAAGUGCAUUAACUGCAUAGAAAUAUUUGCAACAUGACUUAAUUUUGCAUCACAAGCAAAACCAUUGCAAUUACUGUAUAUGAUGAAUAUUCAAAAUAUCGUCAGCCCUAGUUUGCAUGUAUUGAAUUUAUUAAGUAAAAUAAUAAAAAGACAUGUUUUCCACACUGUUAUCCUUAAGUGACCACAAGGAAGAAUGAUACUGAAUCAUUCAUUUAUAUUCACAAAUACAUAGCAAAAAACAGUAAUAAUUAUCUAAAUAUAUUUUUACUAAAGCAUUUAAAUACAUGACAAAUGCCAUGCAGAAGACUCAAGCAAUAACCCACAAGAAUAGUUAUGAGUUGUGUUGAAUCAGUUCACUGCAACGGACAAUUUGAACUGAUUUGCGGAAAUGAAUAAAACUUGGCAAAGUUUUUUUUAAACUUAAGUUUACAUAAAGGUUUAGAGAUGCUAUUAUAACAUGUUUUACUGCUGUCAUACAGGAAACUUGAUGGCUGAAAAAAGCAACUAUCAAAUCAUCGCAUAUAUAUCGUGAUUAUCAGAUAUAUAUAUGACCCAGCUGUAGUCUGAAUGUUUCUGCACACAAAUGUUGAGUUUAUAAUGUGUUUCGAAACAGAAAACGCACAGCAGUGAACUCUUCUAGAGCUUUUGUUAGCUGUACAAAGACAAUGCAGUUGUGUUUGUUUAUGUGUGUGUGUGCGUGUGUGUUUGAUGGUAGUACUCCAGACAGGGUGUGUUUUGAUGGGGGGAUGAGACAGCUGCCAACUCGACCAGGUGCGGACGAUGAUGAAAGCACCUAUGAAAGCUGUUCCUCUCGCUCGCUAUUGCUGUUCUCUGAAGAAUUCCCUGGAAAUCUGCACAACCCAGGCAAUGUGUGUGUGUGUGUGUAUGCGUUUGUUUGUCUUUAGGGAAAGGGUGAGAGUCAAUUUUGGGCUCUACUGUUUUGUGUCAUACUGUGCUGUUCAGUGGUGUAUUUUUAAAUACAGUCGCCAUGAAUGUUGUAGAUUAAAUCCGUGCCUUGUUUUACUAAAUAAUAAUAAUUUGGACAAUGACCAUGUUUGCAUGCACAUGAAUAUUAUAAUUUUAUCAUAUUCAAAUUAUGUUUGUAUCAUGGAAACUUGUUAACCCAGUUGCCAGCCUGAUUAUUAAUAUUCAGUAUUAAUAUUCGUCAAUAUUCUGUUUAUUAGAAGUCUGAAUAAGACAGCUGGAAAGUGCCUGUAUUAAUUGGAAUUCUGUGUCAUGUAAACACCUUAUUCAGAAUAUCCACUGUAACAGAAUAUUAACUGCAUGUCAAAAUGAAAGUUAUGAUUGCUACAAGACAGGCAGUUGAGAAAAUUCAAGCUAUCAAAACACCUUUUUGGAGCAAGGAUGGGACAGUUUUUAUUUAUUUUAGAUACAUUAACAGAAAUGAUCAUAAAUCAGUAUACAGAUUGACCUACAUUUUGUAAUUAAUUGCAUUCUUGUAUGCUGUUGUCAAGGACAUAAAUGAGAAUUAAUGAAAUGACAGUGCAGAAUUACUAAAAAAUGAAUUGAAAUAAAUGGCAAGAGCAUCUGUAUUUACACAAGAGAACGGAAAGAAAAGAACAUGCAUGUUUUAGUUUAUUUGGAAUAUGUUUCCAAUAGCUUUGAUGCAAGUCAAAGUCUUUUUGGAAUGAAGGCUUUAGCAAAAUACGAACAUGUGCAUGUAAACAUGGUCACCAAUACAUUUUUUAUUUUAAAAUGUAGCUUUAUUUCCUUUUUAGUUUUUGUGUUAACAUUAUAAACAAUCAGUGAGAAGCACCUUAAAAGGAAAAAUUUCCAAUAAAAUUCAGUUUCCUUGUUUUAUUUUUAAAGAGGCCCUAUUAUGCUUUUUGGGAUUUUACCUUCCCUUUAGUGUGUAAUAUAGCUGUUUGUGCACGUAAAAGGUCUGCAAAGUUACAAAGCACAAAGUCCACGCCAAAGGGAGUUACUCUCUCCCACAGAAAACACUGCUCCUGAGCUGCCUGAAACGUCUGGUUUGCAGUCCAGCGAUUACUUCCGUAACUUAGCUAUGUCACUACGUAACACAUUUGCAUAAUGCCCGCCUAAGGGCUACUUUAAGCUGAAACGCGGUUAUGGUGAGGGGCGUUACAUUUCCGACACACGCUCUACGCAGUUGACCAAUCAGAGCAGACUGGGCUUUUCGGAAAGGGGGGCUUUAAAGAGACAGGAGCUAAAACGGAGCGUUUCAGAUAGAGGGUGAAAAGAGGUGCUGCAGCAAUGUACAGUAUGAGAAAUUAUUUUUUAGUAGUUUUUUUUUUUUUUUUUUUUUUAAAACGCCUCUCUCAGGUGGUAGAGCGGGUUGUCCACUAAUCGCAGGGUUAGUGGUUCGAUUCCCAACCCACAUGACUCCACAUGCCGAAGUGUCCUUGGGCAAGACACUGAACCCCAAGUUGCUCCCAAUGGCAGGCUAGCGCCUUGCAUGGCAGCUCUGCUGUCAUUGGUGUGAGAGUGUGUGUGAAUGAGACACAGUGUAAAGCACUUUGGAGAACCGUUAAGGUUAAAAAGGCGCUAUAUAAGUGCAGACCAUUUACCAACAUUAAAGCAUGUAAACCUAUUCUAGUAGACCCCCAAAAAUAAAAUUCUGAACCUGUAAAUGAGCAUAAUAUGGGCUCUUUAAAAGAUAGACAUCAGUUGAACUCCAAUUUCUAAUUAUGACAAUUAGAGAUGUUUUUCUAAUAAUUAAAAUAUCAUGUCCUAAUUUUCUACAAAAAGCCUGAGGGUAGAUCUGAUAUGACUUUCAGAAAUUAAAAACAAUACUUGAUUGUUUUAGUCAGAGCACAUGGCCUGAAGGAGCGCCCACAAUGACUCAUCAUUAAAUCGGUUCUGUUUUAGCAAGAGGUGAUGCAUUGUGAAACAUUUAGAUAUUUGUGUUUGUUUUAGGGGGAUUACCACUAUAGUAAACCUAAAUAUUAACAAGGCCAGCCGAGACAUUUCUUUAAAGUGUCCUUAGAAUUUCACAUUUUUUACGAUUUUAAAAUGCUCUUGUCUCUUGUUGUGUGCUUAAAAAAAAAAUUAAAAAUUUGAUGAUUGUAAUAGAAUAUAAUUGACUGCUUUAAAAGAAAUUACCUUUCAAAUGGAAAAAUAUGUCCACAAUAUUUGUAUGGCAUUGAAUUUUAUAAUAAUGUCUGCAUUUCUUUCUCAAAUAUUUUAUAAUGUGAGAUUUUGCACAAGUAAUGCACAGAUAAUUUUGUAUCUUGAACCACAAAUGUAUCCUCUUUUCAUUGCAUUGAUUAGUGUAAGACACUUCAAUCUAAUAUAUUACCUUUCUCACACAAAUGUAUUGUUUUCUUUAAGUAUGAUACAAGUGGUUGUGAUGUAAAUGAUUCAAAAUUAGACCCUUUGCACAUUUGCCUAAAACAUUUUAAAAUCUGUAUACUUGCAAUCUAAUAAAACAUUUCCUCUUGAGAA